This is a messenger RNA of Poeciliopsis prolifica (blackstripe livebearer), 3176 nucleotides long. Its product is annotated as transcriptional activator protein Pur-beta. The coding region runs from base 108 to 1025 and encodes 305 amino acids. Gene Ontology annotation, biological process: regulation of transcription by RNA polymerase II. Gene Ontology annotation, molecular function: purine-rich negative regulatory element binding; RNA polymerase II transcription regulatory region sequence-specific DNA binding; DNA-binding transcription factor activity, RNA polymerase II-specific. The record is from RefSeq and is a predicted model, not a curated record. The transcript has a single exon. Gene Ontology annotation, cellular component: nucleus. NCBI's taxonomy places the organism in Eukaryota, Metazoa, Chordata, Actinopteri, Cyprinodontiformes, Poeciliidae.
AGAAAGCAGCGCCCGCUAUUCUCCGCUAGCUCUGCUACCAGAGGAGAAAGAAGGGGGAGGGUUUGGGGGUCAGAGAUAGUCGGAGAGACGGGCUGCUGGUGGCGAAGAUGGCGGAUGGGGAUAGCGGUAGUGAGCGCGGUGGCAGCAGCGGCGGCGGAGGGGGAGGAAGCGGUGGAUUUCAGCAUUACCAGCGGGAGCCAGAGACACAGGAGCUGGCUUCGAAGCGCCUGGACAUUCAGAACAAACGCUUCUACCUUGACGUGAAGCAGAACGCCAAAGGCCGGUUCAUCAAAAUCGCAGAGGUCGGCGCCGGGGGCUCUAAAAGUCGUUUGACCCUCUCCAUGUCAGUUGCUGCCGAGUUCCGCGACUAUCUGGGGGAUUUUAUAGAGCACUACGCCCAACUCGGGCCUAGCACCGCGGAGCAGAUCGCUCAGUCGUCCGGAGGGGAUGACAGCGGGCCUCGACGGGCCUUGAAGAGCGAGUUUUUGGUGCGUGAGAACCGAAAAUACUACCUCGACCUGAAGGAGAACCAGCGGGGUCGGUUCCUCCGGAUCCGACAGACCGUCAACCGAGGCCCCGGUUUCGGCGUCGGAGUGGGAGGCUUACCGGGUGCCGGCAUGCAGUCCGGCCAAACCAUCGCUCUCCCGGCCCAGGGCUUAAUAGAGUUCCGCGAUGCUUUGGCCAAGCUGAUAGACGACUACGGGGGAGACGAGGAGGAGCUGGCCGGCGGCGGAGGGGCCGGGGGCUACACCGAACUUCCGGAGGGCACGUCGAUCAUGGUGGACUCCAAGCGCUUCUUCUUCGACGUCGGGUCCAACAAGUACGGGGUCUUCUUGCGGGUGAGCGAGGUGAAGCCCAGCUACAGGAACUCUAUCACGAUCCCCUUCAAGGCGUGGAGCAAGUUCGGCGGAGCGUUCAGCCGCUACGCCGAGGAGAUGAAGGAGAUCCAGGAGCGGCACCGGGACAAGAUGUACGAGCGGAGAACCGGAGAGGAGUCGGAGGGAGACGACGUGGACGACGAUUGACGCAGCGGGAGAGGCGGCUUUCUGUGGGCUACAGUUGACAACAUGAUGCAAAGCCUGGAGAGAGGAGCGACUAUUUUGUGCAUGACGAAUCGAACUAUAAAAAAAUGCUUAAAAAAAAGUAUAUUUGACUGAGAAAUUUAUGUAAGAGAAACAUGUUCUAAAGUUUAGCUGGAUGUUAUUGCUAAAAUGAGUGCAGACUGCAGUAGUCAGCCUCUGUAUGAGAUUCCCCGUUGAUAAAGUAUAUUCUAUUUAAUAUAUAUCUAUCUAUCUAUAUAUUGAUUGUCCCAUUGAUAACCUCACAUGUAGCCCAGCAAGUUCAGUUAGGCAGAAACACAACAGUUGGUUACCUGGACUCCUGCUUGUUAUCCAAUGGUGAGAGCUCACUCAGUGCUGACCUGCAGUCUGUGACGAUGAGGAGGAUGAGGAAGAGUAAAAUGUGACAUACUCAAACCAGCAGUGGCUGUGAGGGAGUGCUGGCAUCGCUCACCAUGGCUGUUUGUGCUUUUUCUAAAGCGAUCAGAACCAAACGGCUCGUCCAGACGGAACCGCCGCGUCCAGCAGGCCUGGGGGCAGAACGCCCGGCCCCGGGGGCAGAACGCCCGGCCCCGGGGGCAGAACGCCCGGCCCCUGGGGCAGAACGCCCGGCCCUGCCCGGCCCCGGGGGCAAAACGCCCGGCCCUGGGGGCACUAGGGUUACCUGCUGUAAGCACAUGCCAUCUCAGCCUCUCCAGUCCAGACGUUGUGCUGACCCUUGACCCUUGCUGCGGCGCUGAGGCCUGCUCAAACGUGGCUUGUUGUGUCUCAGGGCUAAAGCAUAAAACUAAAAUCCAAGCCCACAUGUUUUUUGGGAGGAUUUCCCAGCAUUCCCUGUGCCUGUCGCUGCAGCCGAGUCAUCCGGUGUGGGCCACCUUUGACCUUUGACCCGGUGGCCUUUUCGUUCACGCUGGUGUCACUGUUUCCCAGCUGCAGCUUAGCGUUGCCAGGUUUGAUCUAGAAUCACCUCCAGGGUCGUCCGUGUUGACUUGCUUAGGGUGCAUCAUUUGGAUCCUCGAAUCUUGAACUCUGACCUUUUACGACUGAAGCAACUUUCAGUCUGAUUGUAACAGAAUAAAUUAGGUGCUUUUGAAAAAGAACCUCCUGCAGUUGUAUCUAAAAGAGAUAUAUAUGUACAUAUAUAUAUAUGUACUGAAAGAGAUUUACUAACGAAAAAAAUUGAUAGAAUUAUUUUUAAAGAAAUAUAUUCAAAUAUGUCUUAGAAAUAUGAGAUUUAUUAGAUAAUGCUGCCUAAAGUGGCCUAUUUAAAACACUAAACUUGGAUGCAAUGGUCCAGGGUUAUAUUUCAUACCUGAUUUUCUUUUUUUUCCUAAUAUAUCUUUUAUUCCUUAGAGGAAACUCAAGAGAACAACAGAUUGGUUCCUCCGUAUGUUAAAGCAAUUUGUAGAAGCAGCUUCUCUGAAGUCUGCGAACUCUCAGCACUCCAGGUCACUUUACCGCUUCGUUUCGUUCCCUCCUUUCAGUCCACCGCCGUUUUUCACUCCACAGCGUUUUCCCAUCCACUGGCUUUCCAUCAGUUGCCAUGCGACAAACGUAAACACCUGCAGCCGUCAGCGUUUGGUCCGUCGUGCUCCUUUUACUGACGUUUUCUCUUUUGCAUGCCUGCUCUGACGCAGAGCCGCCUUCUGUUCUUUUCUUUCUGCAUUUUCAGAUUUGCUGUAUAAUGGUAUUUAUCCUUUUUUUUUUUUUGCGCAGUUGCAAGUUUUAUUUCUGUGCUGCAAUAGACAGAAAGUUUACUUUUCAGCCUGAUGGUUUUAAACGGCCGCAGCGUUCCCGUGUUUUUUGGGGAAACUUCACUUUCAUCGUCUCUCUUCCUUUUGGUUUGAAAACUUCUCGUUGAAUUUUACUUUCCCCUCCAACACAGCAGAGAAAUGCCAUAUAUAUACAUAUAUAAAUAUAAAAAAUACAUGGGAGCAAUAGAUUUUUUCCUUUUCUAUUGAUAUAAAUAUCCUAUAUAUAAGGUUACACAUGCGAUUUGAACUACAUCCUUCUUCUUGUACUGUGUUACGUGAAAUGGCAGCUGUUUCACUCGUGUGUGUUCUGCUGUAAUAUUCUACCUUUCAACGAGAAAUAAUAAAAAAAGGUUUUUGCUCAGGA